AAUUUAAGGACUAUUUUACCUAAACAAGCAUGAGGAAACUAAAAUAUCACGAGAAAAAGUUGCUUAAAAAAGUAGAUUUCAUCUCCUGGGAGGUCGACAACAAUCUACAUGAAGUAAAAAUAAUGAAGAAAUACUUUGUUCAAAGGAGAGAGGAUUAUACUAUGUACAACAAACUCUCUCGUCAAAUAAGGGAGUUGGUUAGAAAAAUAAAAGAUUUAGAGCAAAAUGAUCCGUUUAGGGCACACUGUACAGUUCAAAUUCUCGAAAAAUUUUAUCACAUGGGUCUGAUUCCAACCAAAAGGAGUUUAGGUUUAUGUGACAAGAUAAACGCUUCUUCCUUUUGUCGAAGGAGAUUACCUGUUGUUAUGGUAAGAAAUCAUAUGGCAGAAACAUUAAAGGCAGCAGUAACAUUCAUUGAGCAAGGACACGUAAGAAUAGGAACAGAUAUUGUGAAAGAUCCAGCAUUUUUAGUAACAAGAAGUCACGAAGAUUUUAUAACUUGGAGUAAAUCAUCAUCUAUUAAAACAAAAGUUCUGGAUUAUAAUGAUACUAGAGACGAUUUCGAUUUGUUAGAAUAAAAAGAAAAUGCUAUUAGCUAUUAAUUGUUGAACUCAUUUUUUCGAUUAAAUAAAUAUAUCAAUGUAUAUUUAUUGAAUAAAAAAAAUAAAGUAAAUAAAGAAAGUAAGU
Molecule: messenger RNA, 687 nt
Organism: Dimorphilus gyrociliatus
Lineage: Eukaryota; Metazoa; Annelida; Polychaeta; Dinophilidae
Source: the annotation of a GenBank genome assembly